UUACCUGUCCGAGGGCAUGAUGAUGCUCAAUCCCAACACUCACGCUGGUUGGUUUGGUUUUGGUUCGUCCGCUAUGAUCCACGGAGGCUGCAGCUCUCAAAGGAGCUGAGCUGUAGAGGAGAUUUUGGUCUGUUUUUACUGCGAUGAUCUUCACAACAGAGCAGGUCAUUUGUGUGUGUGAGGUCCUGCUGCAGGGCGGUCACAUGGAUCGUCUCGCCAGCUUCCUCUGCACUCUUCCACCUUCUUCUUCUUUGUGCCACCGGGAGCUGGAGAGCGUGCUGAAAGCCAAGGCGGCCGUGGCCUUUCACCAGGGCCGCUUCUCGGACCUCUACACCCAGCUGGAGGGCUUCCUCUUCUCCCCGCGCAGCCACCCGUUCCUGCAGCAGCUGUGGCUGCGGGCCCGCUACGCCGAGGCCGAGAGGCAGCGGGGCCGGCCCCUGGGGGCCGUUGGGAAGUACCGAGUUAGGAGGAAGUUUCCUUUACCCCAAACCAUCUGGGACGGCGAGGAGACCAGCUACUGCUUCAAGGAGAAAUCGCGGAGCGUGCUCCGAGAGUGGUACCACAGAAAGCCGUACCCAUCCACCCAGGAGAAACGGGAGCUGGCCGCCGCCACCGGCCUGACCUCCACCCAGGUCAGCAACUGGUUCAAGAACCGCCGACAGAGGGAGCGAGCCGUGGAUGUUGACAGUUUUCAGAUUCCCCUCGCUGGAGGACGUUCAGGUGAAAUCUACCUGUUCUCUGAGAAUGAAGCUUCUCCCCCGAAGAGCCCACCACCCCGGGGACUCCGCCCGACACCUCCACCCUUGUGCCACCCUCCUCUUCCUCUUUAUCACACGCAUCAAGACUGCUAGGAUUUUAU
Poeciliopsis prolifica (blackstripe livebearer) is the source of this 859-nucleotide messenger RNA. It is a transcript of the gene six9, whose product is annotated as SIX homeobox 9. Lineage: Eukaryota; Metazoa; Chordata; Actinopteri; Cyprinodontiformes; Poeciliidae. Gene Ontology annotation, biological process: regulation of transcription by RNA polymerase II. Gene Ontology annotation, molecular function: DNA-binding transcription factor activity, RNA polymerase II-specific; RNA polymerase II cis-regulatory region sequence-specific DNA binding. The record is from RefSeq and is a predicted model, not a curated record. Gene Ontology annotation, cellular component: nucleus; transcription regulator complex. The transcript has 3 exons. The coding region runs from base 144 to 851 and encodes 235 amino acids.